GAAGAGACAGAAAUGUGGAAAAUAAGGGAGUGGGAGAAGCAGACAGAAGAGACUUACUGGAAAAGGCAAAGCAGAAUGCUGUCGGACACCUCCAGUCGGAUGCGCAGUGAUGGCUUUGAUGACGAGGGCCACAGGGCUGGCUGGAAAACAAAGAACUCACAAUUUCUUGACCCAGUUGAAGACGAUUUCCUUAGGGCCCGAUCCUGGAAUAAAAAGCUCUAUGAAUGUGAAGCCAACAUGCCAGACAGGUGGGGUCACAGUGGCUAUAAAGAGUUGUACCCUGAAGAAUUUGAUACAGAUAGUGACCAGCAAGAAGGAGAUGAACAAAAUGCUAUCAAUGGGAAGAAAAAAUCUCAUCUGGGAAAGCAAACUGCCCGUGAGUCACACAAACGGAAAAAAACAAAGAAAUCACACAAGAAUAAGCAAAAAAAGCGAUCACACAAAAAGCGAAAGAAAAAGAAAAAGGAGCAGGGGAGAACAUCAUCAGAUUCUUCCUGGGAGAGUGAGUGCUCAGAAGAGGAGACUUCAAGCACCCGGAAGGGGAAACACAAGCGCAAGAAAAAGACCAGGAAAGUGCCUGCCAGGGAACCUACCACUUCUUCUGGGCAGGAAAGUGACUUUUCUCAUGCAAGCAGCUCAACCACCAGCAGCUCUGAGGACAGUGAAUCUGAGGAGAAAAAAGAGAAACGGCCCCAAAAAAAGAGAAAGAAACGUCACAAUUCUGUGUCAGAGAGGCACAGUGAAGUACCAGAGAAGAGGAACAAGAGGAAGAACUGGAAAGUGGCUGCUGAUGAAAAAUCAGAGGAUAGCUCAGAUGAGGACUGA
This is a messenger RNA of Nipponia nippon (crested ibis), 825 nucleotides long. The record is from RefSeq and is a predicted model, not a curated record. Lineage: Eukaryota; Metazoa; Chordata; Aves; Pelecaniformes; Threskiornithidae.